This is a messenger RNA of Antechinus flavipes (yellow-footed antechinus), 2669 nucleotides long. RefSeq names its product exosome component 3 (gene EXOSC3). The record is from RefSeq and is a predicted model, not a curated record. The coding region runs from base 148 to 960 and encodes 270 amino acids. Gene Ontology annotation, molecular function: RNA binding. Lineage: Eukaryota; Metazoa; Chordata; Mammalia; Dasyuromorphia; Dasyuridae. The transcript has 4 exons. Gene Ontology annotation, cellular component: nuclear exosome (RNase complex); cytoplasmic exosome (RNase complex). Gene Ontology annotation, biological process: U4 snRNA 3'-end processing; exonucleolytic trimming to generate mature 3'-end of 5.8S rRNA from tricistronic rRNA transcript (SSU-rRNA, 5.8S rRNA, LSU-rRNA); CUT catabolic process.
CCCAACGGGGGCGAGGCCGGGGGCGGGACUGCUUUUCCCCUCAGCCGUAGAAAUUCUGGAAAAAAGGCGGUUUGAGGCGUCUUUUAUCCCCUUUCUCCUCCCGCCUGUAGAGGUCGCUCUAGGAGGUAUAGCAGAAGUAGUGUUUGGAUGAUGGCGGCCUCACAGACCUCCGUCUCGGUUCCGCGGGUGGCGCGGACCAUGCUGGGGCAGGUGGUACUGCCGGGGGAAGAACUACUGCUGCCCGAGUCGGCGGGGCCGGGCACCGAGGGCUCCGCGGAGCAGACGUUGCGCUUGGGGUCCGUGGUGCGGCCCCGCGCCCGCGUGGUGUGCGGUCCGGGCCUGCGGCGGUGCGGGGACCGCCUGCUAGUCACCAAGUGCGGGCGGCUCCGCCACAAAGAGCCCGGCGGCAGCGGAGGCGGAGGUGGCGUGUAUUGGGUGGACUCCCAGCAGAAACGAUAUGUCCCUGUUAAAGGAGACCAUGUGAUAGGCAUUGUGACUGCUAAAUCUGGUGACUUAUUCAAAGUUGAUGUUGGAGGAAGUGAACCAGCUUCUCUAUCUUACUUGGCAUUUGAAGGAGCCACCAAAAGAAACAGACCAAAUGUGCAGGUGGGAGAUCUCAUUUAUGGCCAAUUUGUUGUUGCCAAUAAAGACAUGGAACCAGAGAUGGUCUGUAUUGAUAGCAGUGGAAGAGCAAAUGGAAUGGGUGUCAUUGGACAGGAUGGCCUAUUGUUUAAGGUGACACUGGGUUUAAUCAGAAAGCUUUUAGCUCCUGAAUGUGAAAUUAUCCAGGAGAUAGGAAAACUCUACCCACUGGAAAUAGUAUUUGGAAUGAAUGGAAGAAUAUGGGUAAAAGCAAGAACUAUCCAACAGACUUUAAUUCUGGCAAAUGUUUUGGAAGCCUGUGAACACAUGACAACAGAGCAAAGGAAGCAGAUAUUUUCCAGGUUGUCAGAAAGUUAACAUCAAUUUCUCUGCUUCAUUCUUUAUGUGGAAUAUGGUAUGAACUCAUGGUAAUUAACAGUGACAGUUUUCUAAGAACUUUUUCAUCUUCAGAUGAAACCUUUCCUUCUCUCCAGUUCCUCAAAAUGAUGUACAAUAAAAAAUUUUUAGGAAUGUUUUUGUUAGUACGAAAGUCAUUAUCUUAGGGGAUGCCCUGAGUAGUUCCAUUUUGGCUAUCUUUGGCCAAUCCAGGACCCAAGAAUGAGCUAGAGGUUGGGAGGGAUUGAGUGGAGAAUCACUGGAUAAGAUAGCAACAGUCAGUACCUGCUACUUGACAUUUCCCCUCCUCCUUUCUUGAGAUUAAACAUACACACAGCUUGUGAAUGAAUGUCAGCCAUUAACAAGUGUUUUUUAGUAUGUUCUUGGCUCUGCUGAAUCUCAUGACUCCCCUCCCCCCUCUUUUUCCUCUUCAUUUUGGCAGGAUAUGAUUUCUUGCAGAAUAAAAGCUGUCAUCAUCAGGAAAGGUGGGGCAUUCCCAGGGAUGAGGUGCUGUUCCAUUUCCCCUCUUAGCUUUCUUAGUUUUAAUUUACAAACAUUGGUUAAAUUUUUGUUAAAACUCAAAUAUUGAUUCCUUUGAAAUUUCCUUGUUUCUCUUCUGACCUGCAUAUUUGAUUCUGGGUUGCUGUGGUUCCAAAGAAGUCAGCAGAAAAGAACUCCUCAACAGAUCCAUCUAUUCCCCCCCUUCCCACCCCCAAGAGACAAAGAUUUCAUUAUACUGCUAAUAGCAGGCAAAAUCCAUAAGAGGUUUUAGCCAGAAGAAGGUUUUAGCAGUUAACAAGGGGAAAAAAAGAAAAACCACAGGAUUUAGGUUUGAGAUAUGAACUAUAAACACUUCCAGGCUGGCUCCUCAGAAGUAGCAAGCAGGAAGGGAGAUGGGGUGCUGGCUGUGGGUGAUAAGUUAGUCUCUACUUGAACCACAGAGACUUUCAUCUCUAGGACUGUAUUCAGGAUGAUUGAGGUAAUCUCACCAGCCAGGCCCAGCUGUGCUGCAGAGACCUCAGGCCCUGGAUGAGAAAGAACCAGCACACUUGUGAGUGCAAAAAAACAGCGGGACAGGGACACUGCUGGCUGUGGACACUUGCAGGGGUAGGGAGCUCUUGGUUUGGGGUUCCAGGAUAGAGGAGAGAACUGAAGUGAAGCUAGAGGCACCAUACCACCAUCACCCCCCAGAUUACACUAAUAAAUUGUCACUAAAAAAUAAUAAGCAAAGGAAAAAAGAACCCACCAUAGAAACUUAGUAUGGGAAUAGGGAAAAAUAGGGAUCCUCUGAAGAGGAGGACACUGAAAUAAAAAAAAAAAAGGCUCUCCUACUCCUUAAAAUAACAUUAAAUGACUCCCUGCCCAAAAGGAACUUAUAGAAGAAUUCAAAAAAGAUUUUAAAAAUCAAAUGAGAUUUGAGAAAAAACUUAAAAUAAGAACCAUCUAAGAAAAAUAAGAUUAUCAAAAAUCAACUAACUAGGAGAUUCAGAAUCUUAAAGAAAAUUAUUAAAUAAUAUUAAAAAUAAUAUUUUAAAUAAUUAUUUGAAAAUAAAAAUUGGGUUAGAGAAAGGCAGUAAAGCUCUAAGAGACUAAAAAAUAACAAAUAUAUGUAUAUACGUAAUUUGUAUAAUAUAAUUAUACACACAUACACAUAUAAAAUGAAAAAAUAGAAGAGAAUGUGACACAUCCCC